Messenger RNA from Cladocopium goreaui, 2812 nucleotides. NCBI's taxonomy places the organism in Eukaryota, Dinophyceae, Suessiales, Symbiodiniaceae. The record is from the annotation of a GenBank genome assembly.
AUGGGCCGUGGCUAUUUGCCGUGGCAACGGUGUAGACUAAGGCUUGAACUCUAUCAUGCAAGCCGCCAGUCGGUGGCGCUGACGCUGCAGCCACGUCGGCUGCAGGGAAAAUUGACUGUGCUAGACCCACACUUGUUGGAUGCAGCAAUCGGGCAUGAUUCAUCGGAUGACGACGAAGGUCUCCAGAUGAAGAAGAUCGCGGACCGACAGAUAAAAGCCAUGAACAUGUUGAUCUACAACGUUCACCUCAGGAUCCUUCGCAAACGCGAGGAGCACCAUCGAGUAGCGAACGACGCAGAUGAUGCUGCAAAACAAGAGGGAAUUAUUGCUUGCACCCGCUUGGUCAUGUCCGUGAACCGGAAACCAUGGAACAACUACAGCUUCCAGCAAGAGAUGGCAACUCUGGCAUCGGUUUACCUACAUCGGUUCCCGGCGUCUUCUGAUGAGCCCAUGCCCCAGAACUCAGAGGCUGAUGAUGCUGGCAAUGUUCCAGACCAAAGUCUACAACAAGCUGCGGGAGCUGUGGAGUGUCAGGAACAUGAUCCGCAGAAGAUUGUCAAGGUCUUGUUGUCCGUCAAGGGGUACAUGGAUGUGGCCUUUGAUGUUCUCCGGGACAUGUCCAUUCGCACUUUUGGCCAUAUAAUCAUUGAGGCAACGCAGUCUCAACAGAUGAAUCGGGAACUCCAAGCAUUUUGGGCCUGGCGUGGAUGGCUCGAAACUGUUGCGGAGACUUUGGGUUUGCUUGGAAGUGAUCGGCCUUUGCAGAGUCUCAGGCUGAAUGUUUCAGUUGAGGAUACCAUCCAGCAGCAGGAGCACGCUGACUUGUUCUACCGUCUCACUCUUCGCUCUGCUUCCAAACGGGCUUGGUCGAUGUCGAUUUAUGACGUUGCUCCGUACAACUGGGCGAUGUUGCUCACUGAUUCUGGCUUCGAGGACGUUGCCAAAGGGCUGGAAAAACUGAAAGGCGACUGCCUCAUCGUGAAGAAGGCUUUGCGCCUGAAAGGGGACCCAGAUUGCCAACACAGACAGGAAGGAGAUCUGCAGAGCACAAAAGCCACCAAUUUUCUCCGUGGGCGGCAAGUGUACUUGCCUUCGUCGAAGCAUCAAGCGAGUGAAACCAAAAGCGAGCUGAAGCAGAUUAUUGACUCAGGCAGGAAAAAGAUGCCUGGAAUGCAGCUCAACCCACCUGCAUUGAGACCAGCUGGUCACCUUAGCGACUUUCGCAUGGUUGCAGCCAUGAUGAGUUUGCGCAAUUUGGAAGGGCAAGAUUUCAAAGACAUCGGGGCUGCUUGGUUGGGAGAACUUUUUGAAGAAGGUCACCUGUAUCGCAGUGGGAUCACAGGCCUCCCCGCGGUUUGCUUGGGCUUUCACUACAAGGUUGCUUUCAUGUGGGAGGUCCAGGAGAUUGAACAAGGGUUCUUCAAACUUGCAGAGAGCGGAGACUUUGGAACCUAUUCCAUGACUGACAUCAAAAACAAUUUCGACAGCGUGUGCUUGACGCAGAUCGAGAAAAAGGAGGCAGAAGGAGAUGGUGCUUGGAUGGCAGUCCCCACUCAGGUUUGUUUGCCCCGUGACUUUCCUCCCGGAUUGGCGGAGAAGGGCCUCUUGCUCAAGAGAACUCAUGAUGAAACAAGCCUAGUCUCGUACAGGUUGCAGUUUGGUGAGCCAUUGUCAAUGCAGUUUGUCUCCAAGCUGUGCGUCGCAUUGGGCUUGGAAGUGAAACCUGGUGAUGGGGAGAAAGUCGCAAGCAACAAAUCGAAAAUGACCUGUCUCGUUGGUCACUUUUGCCCUCAUCUCAGUGAUCAGCAACGGCAAGACAUCAUCAACAAGUGGCUCAAGGGCAAGGGCAGCACGAAUGCCAGCAAGGCUCCGGGUUGCCUCCACUCGGUUCUCAAAGUUUUGGAAACUGAAGAAGACUUCAACAAAUUUGUGGAUAUGAAGACUCGUUUGGAUGAUGAGCAACGAACUAAGCUCAUCGUUGAAAGGGAAGGUUUCCACCGCUCGAAAGCCAGACAAAUGACUCCCAAGCUGAUCAAAAUGCUGGCGCCACCAGGUCCCAAGAGCUACAUCAGCAUGCAGACGAGCUUGAAAAGAUUCAAUGGAUUCUAUUUCAAGCCAGGGGCUUCUUCUUCUUCUCGUGCCAGGCCAGUCGGAUCAACCAAGAAAGGGAGGCUGAGAGACUUGCACUCGACUGCCAGAACUUGGGGUGACAAGUGGACGCAAGAACAAGCUUUGAAUUUAGUUGUUGGGCAGCUAUGGUCGUGGCACAGGAAGUACGGCAAUGACAUUUCCGAGAAACCAUCGAAAAAGACGAUCUCUGAGACCCUACAGAGAGUGUUGGAGGGUGAAGUUGAUCCUGGCACUGAUGUGGAGUCUGAUGAAGACAUGGAUGACGCCGCUUUGGGUGUGGACGCUGACGGUCUUCAAGAAGGAGACGAGGAGGAAGCUCCUGCCAUGGAUUCUGAUUCCUCGAGCUCAUCAAGCAGCACCAGCAGUCCCAAGAGGAAACCAGCCAAGCGAAGAGUGCCGCAGCAACAAGGAAAGAGGGCUGCUGCCGAAACGCAGCCGAAACCAGAAGAGCCUGCUCCAAAGAAACACAAGCUGCUGGACACCAGCAAUGUCAAGAGCGCUUUGCCUGCGCAUGUACAGCAGACGAUGGCUAAUUUGGCUAUCGCCAAGGCAGAACCAAAGGCAAAACCCAAGUCCGCUGACAAGAAGGAAAAGAAACGGGAGAAGAAAGUGGAAAAAAAAGUUUCAAAGAAGAAAUGAACCGCUGAACAGCAAAGCUGCCACAUGCACGGAGGAAAAAAAA